This is a messenger RNA of Meleagris gallopavo (turkey), 6192 nucleotides long. The record is from RefSeq and is a predicted model, not a curated record. NCBI's taxonomy places the organism in Eukaryota, Metazoa, Chordata, Aves, Galliformes, Phasianidae.
UCUGACAUAUGUGCCCAGAACCUGGGUCUUUUUUUCCCUCCUAUCUUCCUUUGUAUUUGUUCUUGCUGAUCUGCAUUCCUCCCAGAGAAGCCCGCAAGCGUCUGCAUGACAGGUGUGCAAAUCUACCUACCACCACUGAAUCAUCACUUCUAUUGUACUAACAACGACUGUUGUAUGCUAGCUUCUGCCAACACCAGAUAGAGGUGCUCCUAAUCAACCAGAUCUUUUGGGGUAGUUUUUUUUUUUUUUUUUGUUAGAAGAAACCUUGGUGGGUAAAAGAUGUGCCAUGGAAUGGUAGCACCAAAGAGCAACACAGGAUCAUCUCUUGCCUUGACUAGCCAUGGGCUGUUUCUUCUACUAGUUAUCUUUGGUAACUUUUUUUUGGAAGCACAGGCCACAGGUUGGCUCAGCAAAUCCAAAGGACCUGCAUAUUGUCCCCAGCCACCGCAACCUGAGAAUGGAGGCUACAAAUGCCACCCUAGUCCCUGCAAUGACCCUCUGACUUCAGGCAGUGUCAUAGAGUAUCUGUGUGUUGAAGGCUACAUGCUGAAAGGAGACUAUAAAUACCUGACCUGUAAGAAUGGAGAGUGGAACCCUGCCAUGGAAGUUAGCUGCAGACUCAGCCCGGAAAAGGACUCCCCGCCAACGAUUGGAGUACCUACGCUAUCCAUAGUAGCCUCCACAGCGAGCUCUGUUGCUCUGAUUCUUCUCUUAGUUGUGCUGUUUGUUCUGUUGCAGCCAAAGCUGAAGUCGUUCCAUCACAGCAGGCGAGACCAAGGUGUGUCUGGGGAUCAGGUCUCUAUCAUGGUGGAUGGUGUCCAAGUGGCCUUGCCAUCUUACGAAGAAGCAGUGUAUGGCAGCACAGGGAACUGCAUUCCACCCUCGGACUCCCGGGUGCAAAUUGUGCUGUCAGAGGGAGCUGGGCAGAACGGAACCAGAGAGAUGCAGCAACAGGACCAAGGGGUUCGCAGUAGCCUUGAUAGAGAAGAUGAAGCCCCCGGACACUCUGGACUGUGUGAAGCUAGUGGUUCUCAGCGUUCUGAAACUGUUCUUGUGCAUCAGGCUGCUACCUCUUCCUGGGUAGCUGGGAUGGCUAGCAGUAGACCUGUACAGAAAGAACUCCAAGACUCAGAAAGCAGUGACAUACAGAGCCUUUUAUCACUCACUUCCUCUGAGGAAUACACAGAUGAUAUUCCCUUACUGAAGGAAGCAUGAGGCCUGCUGUACGUGUCUAGCCUUCUUGCUCUUGGAUUUCUUCCUUCUCCCCUCCCUGCCUUCAGGACAGAAGCACUCUGUGCAGCCUUCCCCAUCCUCACAAGCUGUGCCCUGGAUACCUCUAAGCAGAGAUGCCCUCAGCUGAAGAUCCAAAGGAUGUUGCCAGGUUGCCUCCUGGAUGCACCAGUGGGGUUGGUGCAGCGCUGGCUUCCCCAUUCCAUAUGCAUCAGAGACUCAAGGGACGUGGUGGAUUUGAGCUCUCCUCUCCUUUUCCCCAGCCAGAUGUUUGACAGCAGUCUCUGAAGAGCUGCUCUUUUCUUGUGCCUUUUUCCUCCUCACACCGGCUUGUUGCAGCUUGGCAGCCUCUCUAGCCCUUCUGUUGCCCAGAGAGCAGGGGCAGAAGCCAUUUGCUCUCUGGGUGCAGACAGUUUAUAUAUACAUACAUAUGUUAUAUAGGCUCUUCUUCCAGCAUCCUCUUUAUAACAGAGCAGGACAAACCACCUCACUGGGACUGACACUGGCCUGGAGAGGGAUCCCAGGUAAGAGGCAGCGUGUGAUAUCUAGGAGCGCCUCAAAUGAGAUAGGCUGCGAGGCAGCUUAGCUGUGCAAUAACAGUUGAGAUUUGCUAGAGUACUGAAGGCUGAGAAGUCCAAAACAUAGGAAAGCCCUCUGCCCCCUUUUCAAAACACACCUCUACAAGAGCCCACUCCUGAAAAAUCACUUUUGUCUCCUUCCUUCACUACUAAUGCAGCCCACUUGGUUAAUGCUGUGUUUCUGGAGGCUGUGAUUGGGACUAUACUGAUGAUAAAACCACUCUUUCAGCUUUGGUCUGGUGCCAGAGCAGCUCCUGAUGUUAGAUUGUGGAAGAGCCUUGGGAAGUGGCCAGUGGAAAGUGUGCAGAAAGCUCAGAGGCUCUGACUUUCUGUUUUUAGGCAUCAGGAAUGGAACCAAAUUUGUGGCCCUGCUCUUCUGAAUAAACUGUGUGUCUUACAGAGCUUUUCCAGUGAAGGUGGUUCUGCACUAAUGCUUACGUUCCUUUGGUCAGAUCUUCAGGCAGAGGUAAUGCUUUCAGAUGUAAUCUGGAAGCAGUUCAUGUGUUUGAAAUUGUCAAGAUAAACUUCCCCAUUGGUGGUGAAUACUUAGUGCCAUUGGCGCAGUCCCAAGUUACCUUCCCAGCUGCAUUAGGUGUUUUGGUACCUGAGCCCUCGAUACCACCUAAGAGGCUACUGUAUAGCAAGUGUCUGCUGUUGUGUCCUGACGGGCUUCAGUGGGCUCACAGAGAAGGGCUGCUUCUUUUUGGCUUGGGGUCAACAGCACUUACAAGGUCUCUUCCAAGUACAACACAGGUGGCCUGUUGCUGCAAGAGAAUGUUGGCUACACUGACCAGAGGUUACCACAGCUUAAUCCUGAACAUAAAUUGUGAAGAUCACUUUAAGUUCUGGUAGCAGGGAAAAGAAAAUCAAAAAAUAUGUAUACCUCUGCUCCCUACAGUUACCUACAGCAGGUCAGAAUAUCCUGGUUGCUGUUAAGGGGACUUCAUUUUUUGCAGCAAAUCUACUUCAUUUGGGGUAGGUGAUCCAGUCACAGAUCUGAGCUGCCUCUUUAGAGGGAUGGUCUGGAAACUGGGUUCCAUGGAACUGGUUUUAUCAGGAAAAGUUGGCUUCUUAAAUGCAGGUAUGUUGUCAUAACCAUCCUGAAGUAGCCAGAGAAGCAUGAGAAGUUGCUAAAUUUUCAUUUGAGUUGAAGGAGCAAAAUGCCACAGCCUUAUAUGUCAUGUGGCAAUGAACAGGUAAAUGGGGGUGCUCUUUGCUGCUUUGCUUUUGUUUUACUGUCUUCAUCCUUGUUGCUCCAAGAUCAUGCUGUCAGACCACUUAGUAAAAGUGACAUAAUACCUUAAAAAUAAAGUAAUAUUUGCUGUGGCUUAGCUCUGGUUCCUGGAAAUAGGGCUUGGCUGCAGUGUCUGGCCCUGCACCUGCUGUUUCUGAUUAGCUGCUUAAUCCUAGGGCAGCUGGGUCAGUGCGUGCCUGUGGAUGGAAGGAUCAUUUUUUCCUCAUCCCUGUUCAGAGGGAUAUUAAUAAUUUAAGAAUGCAGCAUUUUAAGUUUCCUUCCCUGUUGCUCAUGUUAUCUUUCAGUAACACGAGGACUUGAUAAUCCAGUUUGGGUGGUUUGAGUAUUCUUUUGUUCAGUUGAAAUGAUGAAAAUCCCAUGUUGUUUUACAGUGGGCUGUUUUGUUUUGUAUUCAAGGACUAUAGAGUGAUAAUGUUUACACAUGUUAUUGACAUUUUGGAAAAUAAGAGUGGAAAUGUUUAUAUUUAGUUUUGAACUCCUACCUUAAUAAUUAAAAUUGUCUCUUUCACUGGUUUUAUCAGGGCAUGUGGAGAGACUGAGCAACUGCAAGGCUGAGGGGGAGAAUAUGUGACUUUUCUAAGUCACGUAUUUUCUAAGACCUAAUCAGCUCAGAGCAGGAGUUGCUCUUAGAUUCUUAAGGACCUUCCUACUCAAACCUGAGCAAUCAGGGAAUAGAAGUUAGGCGUGUGCUGCCUUCCUGCAAGGAGCAGUCCUUUUGGCUCAGUACCGGUUUGGUGAAAGAACCCCUUAAUGAAGCUGGAAGCUGAUUGCAAGGCUGACCUUGCCCUGGAUGAGUGCCUGCUCAGCUAGCAAAAAGCACGUACUGUGUGGUCCUGCCUCUGCUCUCUGCUGUUAGAAAGUAAGCAGCUGCCAGCUUAGGAGAAAAAAAAUUCCGUUUGGGUGGGAAGAGAAGGAAGCUGCACAGAUGAGGGAGUGCUUUCAUUUUGUUUCACUUACAGAAAUUAUGGAAAACAGCUUUAGUAAUUGGGAAAAAUAUGCAGAGGUAGGAGGAAAACAAGCAAGCAUAGGUCUUGUGAUCAGGCACUAACAGUCAGCCUCUGUUUGUCUGCUUGGGGAUGAAGCAGGAGCUCCCAGGAUGCUUUAUAUUUUCAUAUAAAAGAGGGUAGAAUGGUUGGGGGAGGAACCUAAGCUGCGUUUGCAACUUCUUCCAAAGGGGAGAGGGAUUAAGGACGUUGACAUUUAUUGGUCAACGAGUGAUUGUUACUUUUUUGUUCCUAUUCUGUGGAGGAUUGGGAAGGCCUUGGGACAGAGGUUUAGGAAGAUUAACUAAGCUGAAGAAUCCUAUCUUCUCUUUUGAGAGCAAGGGCUGACAUGUAAGGAUCCCUCAGCCUGAGCCCUGCUCUUGCAGGGUGUUGGUCGUCUCUGAGAGUGUCCCAAGGAUUGCUGUCACAGGGAGGUCUCCGUGUGCUGAUGGGGUGUGCAGGGGCUCAACCUCACAAGAUGCAGCAUGGUGGGUGUCUUGCUUUGGUUUCUUUUCCACCUUUUUUCCCACCUACACCUGACAAAAAGAAUUCAGAGGGAAGUAUGUUUCUUAUUUUAUGUCCCUGACGUAAUCAUCUUACAUUGUGUCAUUUGUGCUUGGCCCCAUGAAAUGCAAGAACAUUAAAAUGAAUUACAGUGGAAGAAUAAAAAUAGCACUUUUUACUUUUUUUUUUUGGUAGGUUAUUUUGGGGUCCAAUAUUUAAAAAAUAAAAGGGCAAGUCAGAAAUUUAAAGUACUACGUGCAAUAGAAAAAUGAGGACAAUUGCAAGGAGCAGAGCUUUGAGGGAGCAGCAGGCUGGGCUGCUGGAAGUAACCACAUGUUAGUUAAGUGAUGUGCAGUGCAGAAUAGGGAAUACAGGAAGGGAUUGGGGUGGGUGAGGAAGAGCUGUGGCCAAUAAGAGAAGUAUGCUGCAGGCUAAUGAUAGCCAAUGCCUUUAUGACCAGGUUCUAAGGGAGUUGUGCUUUGUCUGGAUUUAGCAGGCCCCUAGGCUUGCUGGAUAAAAGUAUUAAUGUACAACUAGUAGGACACUGAGAUCUCCUUGCUGACCUUGGAACAGGCUUGCAAAGCCUGGUUUUCAUGUUCCGAUAGAAGUUGUUCUAUAGAAUCUGCCUUUUUAUUAUCUCCAGAUAUCAGAUUAAAUUGAUUUCACUUUCUGGUUUCUGUAUAUAAACGCAAUAAACCCCUAACCAUUUUCCACAUUGACCUCACCCCAGCCUCAGCCUUCAGCCCUUCCCAGGGAGCUGCACAUUGAACUUGUUCUUUGAGAAAACCUUUCUUUGCCUAAGAACUUUGUUUGAAAAAAUUAUUCUCUAUGAAAUGCUUUGAAACUGCAUAGAGGUUUCCUACAGGGGGCUUCAUUUUAAGGCAUAUUUUUAUACAGGAGAUGAGCCCUCCUCCAGUUCUUCACCCCUGCCCUCCCAGCUAGUUCAGAGCAGGGUGUUUCCCACACAGUUUCCCACACAGUUUCCCACACAGUUUCCCACACAGUUUCCCACACAGGCCCUAUGUUCAGCACUGCUUCAGGUGGAUUGCUGCAGGUUCCCUACACAUCCAUGCCCACCAGAGCAGGGUCCUGAUGCUUUUACAUUUCUUUUCGUAGGCUCUGCUUUUGGUUCCAUCCUGAGGUAGGCACGGACAGAGGCAAUGGAGUUGUGCUGGAAAACGUUUCGGUUCUGAUUCUCAACUUCACUUUUUUUUUUCCCCACUCAAAAAGAACAGAAAGCUAAGUUGCCUAGGAAGCAGCUGUGCUGUGCUGUGGUGAGCGGACUGCUGGUAGCUGCUGGUGCGAAUGCAAGGAGAGCUUGGUUGCCUUUGGUGCAUUAAUCUUUUUUUCUUUUCCUGUAUGUGUUUAUUUUUUUUUAAUUCUGUAUUGCACCACUAUGGAAUUAUUUGCAGAAUGGUACUCCAUAUGUAUGUGGGAUUAAAAACAAGACCAUAAUUGAUACUGUGCAGGAUGUCACUCAGUCAGUUCUAUUUUGCUUUAUUUUAUAUAUAUUUUCUGGUAUCCUGUACAUUGCGGUGGGUGUGAAGAUAGUAUUUUAAUAUUUGUACAAAGUUUAAUUUAAUUGUUCUCUGUAUAUAACUGCAUUUCUAAAUUAAAAAAAAAAAAGUUCUUUUGAAGUGAA